AUGUCGUGGUUAAGAUCGGCUGUGCACAAAGCAGUCGAAGUCGGCGGGAAGAAUAACAUCACCCGCACCGUUCGCAAUUACGCCGAUUCCGUCGUCCUUACCGCCGGAAAUGCCGUUUCGGAAGGUGCCAAACUGAUCCAGGAUCGCAUCGGAUCGAGGAAUGUGAAGAGCUUUAGCCUCGCGGUGAAGAGAUUAGAAGAGGUUUCGGUUUCUUCUAGAGGCGGCGAGAGAGUGCAGUUGUUGAGAAGAUGGCUUGUUGCUUUGAGAGAGAUUGAGAGAAUGUCUGAUUCCGAGAAUAUCGAACGCAACAAUCACAAAACGGAUGAUCAGAAUCAACAUAAUUCCGAAGAACCUAAGGAUUCUCCUAAAACAUUCAGCACCGUUUAUUACGUUGAUCCUGGUCUUCCUGGUGAGCCAAUGACUUUCCGCGAUGUUUUUCUUCAUAGUGAGGCGCUUGAAGGGAUGGUAUUAUCAAUGAUUCUGGAAGCACCUAAUGAGGAAGAAGUCCAGCUGCUUAUGGAACUGUUUGGGCUCUGUUUGGCAGGAGAGAAGGAAGUUCAUGAAGCAGUGAUUCAAAAUGUGCAGGACUUAGCGAUGGUGUUUUCGAAAUACAAGGAUGAAGUUCUGGCAAAGCGCGAGGAACUUCUUCAAUAUGUCCAAGGUGCAAUUGCAGGGCUAAAAAUCAGUGCUGAUCUUGCAAGAAUAGAUACUGAAUCCCAUACUCUGAUGGAAAAACUCGAUAAGACGAAGGUCAAGGUUCUCGAGCAAGCUUCAAAUGAAGAUGGCUCAAAAAUGUCUGGAACCACUGCUGCAUCAACAGAGGCUCUCCGGGAAAUUCUUGAGCAAGUUCGAACAUUUUCAAAGCUAGAAGCGCUCUUGAUCAGGAAAAAAUCAUUACGUAAUGGUGAUUCCCUUCAACUCCAUAGUGCGAAGGUCGAUAAACUCAAAGUUUUGUCGGAAUCUUUACUCAAUUCUACCUCUAAAGCCGAAAAGCGAAUUGUGGAUCAUAGAAGCCAAAAAGAAGAAGCUCUUAGCUACCGAGUUUCUAAAACAAAUGAAGUUGGCCAGCUGGAGAAGGAUGUAGAGGCAGAAUUAAAAAAACUUGAGGAUUCGAAGGAUGAUCUUGAAGCUGAGCUGAAAAGGGUAAACACCUCAAUAACAUCUGCACGGGCUCGCCUGCGCAAUGCCAGAGAAGAAAGAGAGCAGUUUGAUAAUGCAAGUAAUGAAAUUCUUAUGCACCUGAAGUCAAAGGAAGAAGAGCUUACGCGUUCAAUAUGUUCAUGCCGAGUAGAGGCAGAUGUUGUAAAUAAGUGGAUCAAAUUCUUGGAAGAUACUUGGACUCUCCAGUCUAAAUUUUCUCAACAAAAGGAAAGACAAGUGAGUGGUGAGAUGGAGAGAUAUAGUGACCAUUUCAUCGACUUGAUUGUUCAACUCCUCUCUUCCUACAAGGAACAGUUGGAUCCUUUUAUACCCAAGAUCCGAAGAGUCGUGGAAAUUUUGGAACCAAGCAAAAGGUUAGAUGCAGAAAAAAUCACAGAUGAUAAGGAUACAAAGCCAAUCGACUCUAGAAAACAGCUUGAGAAGGAGUAUCUUGACCUCGAAGCUAAGUUUGUAACAACAUUAAGUGUGGUGGAUGCUAUGAAAAAGCCAUUCUAUUCACAGACUGAAGGUAUCACCAGGAAAGACGAUAAAAGAGUGAAAGAACUAUUUGAGGCAUUGGACAAAACAAGAGCAGAGUUUGAAUCUAUCGAACGCCCGGUCCUAGAUAUCGAGUCUCCUUCAAGAACCUCUUCUUCUUCACGCUCACCGUCCCUGAAAAUGACUCACGAGACUCCACUUUCUGAUACAGUACUACUGAAACCAUCUGGUGCUGAUGAUGGUUCCUCAGAGAGUAAAAAAGCGUCUUCAGGGAAGGAAGACCCGGCGAAGAAACAUCUCGAGUUGGAACUAGACGACGGAGACGAUUUCCUGGCAGAUGAAAUCAGUGACUGGGAAUUCGACGCUCUUGAUGACACACUUACCUCAAAAACCCAAUAG
This is a messenger RNA of Arabis nemorensis, 2037 nucleotides long. Lineage: Eukaryota; Viridiplantae; Streptophyta; Magnoliopsida; Brassicales; Brassicaceae. The record is from the annotation of a GenBank genome assembly.